Messenger RNA from Aplysia californica (California sea hare), 408 nucleotides. Its product is annotated as dynein heavy chain 10, axonemal. Gene Ontology annotation, biological process: microtubule-based movement. The record is from RefSeq and is a predicted model, not a curated record. NCBI's taxonomy places the organism in Eukaryota, Metazoa, Mollusca, Gastropoda, Aplysiida, Aplysiidae. Gene Ontology annotation, cellular component: dynein complex. Gene Ontology annotation, molecular function: dynein light intermediate chain binding; minus-end-directed microtubule motor activity; dynein intermediate chain binding.
GCAUUUUAAAAAGAAAAUACAUAAUAACUUUAUUAUCCAUACAUAUAUUUUAGUUCUGUUUCUUUAUCGGAAACGUAUCAUUAAUAUAGGUGUCAUUUGCACCCACAUUGACACUAAACUAACUAAAAACACUUACUAAACGUAAAACAAACCGCCCUUCCACCACAGAUCCGCAGUGAGGCAGCCCGGGCAGGCAAAGGCCCGGCCAAGGAGAGCAUCUGGCAGUUCUUCGUGGACAAGUGCGCCAACAACCUGCAUGUGGUUCUGGCCAUGAGUCCUGUGGGCGACACGCUACGCACCCGGUGCCGGAACUUUCCAGGCAUCGUGAACAACGCCAGCAUAGACUGGUUCUUCCCGUGGCCUGAUCAGGCUUUGUACGCUGUAGCAAGUGUCAUGAUCUCUCCGGAG